Molecule: messenger RNA, 465 nt
Organism: Lactuca sativa (garden lettuce)
Lineage: Eukaryota; Viridiplantae; Streptophyta; Magnoliopsida; Asterales; Asteraceae
Source: RefSeq, a predicted model, not a curated record
AUGGAAUUUUUAAAAAGUUUUGACUCGGAUGACGACGUAGAAUUUGUCGAGACAUUCUUCAAUGUUGUGCAACACGUUCACGCCGAAGAAAGUUCGAAUGCAGCGCGUACAAGGACGGUCGUCAAUCGUGAUCGCCAAGCCGCACACGACUUAUUGGUACGUGAUUAUUUUGCCGAUAAUUGUCUUUAUAAUGACGACUCGUUCGAACGUCGUUUUCGUCUGAAUAAGGCUAUAUUUUUACGUAUUAGUAAUGCUUUAGAAUCUCGUUAUGAUUUUUUCAAACAAAAACCCGACGCUAGAGGAAGAAUGGGUUUUAGUAGUAUACAAAAAUGUGCGGCUGCUCUUAGGUAUUUGGGAUACGGUAUAGCAUUUGAUGCAUCUGACGAAUACUUGAAAAUAUCUGAGAGGACCGCGGUUGAAUGUGUAGAUUGGUUUUCUGCAUGUGUUUAUGAGGUUUUUCACUAA